AUGGGAGGCUAUAAACCGGCCGCUGGUGCGAGGCUGGGGUGGGGCUCGCUGUUCGGCUGCUUCGGCAGCAGCUCCCACGGCAGGAGGAAGAAGGCCAAGGGCGGCGGCGGGAAGAAGAAGAAGAGCAAGCAGCAGAAGGUGGCUGCCGCGGCAGGUAGCAGCGGCAGCGGCAGGCCGCGGUCGCUGCAGAGCCGGAUGUCGUUCACGGAGCUGAGCCUGAGCGGGAUGGUGUCGCCCGAGGACCUGUCGCUGUCGCUCGUCGGCUCCAACCUCCACGUCUUCACCAUCGCCGAGCUGCGCGCCGUCACCCGGGACUUCUCCAUGACAAACUUCAUCGGUGAGGGCGGGUUCGGCCCCGUCUACAAGGGCUACGUCGACGACAAGACCAAGCCGGGACUCGCCGCGCAGUCCGUCGCCGUCAAGCUGCUCGACCUCGAGGGCGGACAAGGCCACACCGAAUGGCUGACGGAAGUGUUCUUCCUGGGGCAACUGAGGCACCCUCACCUGGUGAAGCUGAUCGGCUACUGCUACGAGGACGAGCACAGGCUGCUCGUCUACGAGUUCAUGACCAGGGUCAGCCUGGAGAAGCAUCUCUUCAAAAAAUACGCUGCGUCGUUGCCAUGGUCAACACGGCUGAAGAUCGCCAUUGGCGCUGCCAAAGGGUUGGCCUUCCUCCAUGAAGCCGAGAAGCCGGUCAUCUACAGGGACUUCAAGACCUCCAACAUCCUGCUGGACUCGGAUUACAAGGCGAAGCUGUCGGAUUUCGGUCUGGCCAAGGACGGGCCGGAGGACGACGAGACGCACGUGUCGACGCGAGUCAUGGGGACGCAGGGCUACGCGGCGCCGGAGUACAUCAUGACGGGCCACCUGACGGCGAAGAGCGACGUGUACGGCUUCGGCGUGGUGCUGCUGGAGCUGCUGUCGGGGCGGAAGGCGGUGGACAAGAGCCGGCCCGCGCGGGAGCAGAGCCUGGUGGAGUGGGCGCGGCCGUACCUGACGGACGCGCGCCGCCUGGACCGCGUCAUGGACCCCGCCCUGGCGGGCCAGUACUCCAGCCGCGCCGCGCACAAGGCCGCCGCCGUCGCGCACCAGUGCGUCGCGCUCAACCCAAAGUCCCGCCCCCACAUGUCCGCCGUCGUCGACGCGCUCGAGCCGCUCCUCGCGCUCGAUGACUGCAUUGUCGGGCCCUUCGUCUACGUCGCGCCGCCGGAGACGAUCACCAACGGGGACGAAGCGGCGGUGGGUAAGGGAGGGUCUGGCAGACGAGGAGGCCGGAGGAGGUCGUCAGGCGAAGGCGCGGCGGCCGUCGUGCGGCCGGAGGAGUGA
Messenger RNA from Miscanthus lutarioriparius, 1326 nucleotides. The record is from the annotation of a GenBank genome assembly. NCBI's taxonomy places the organism in Eukaryota, Viridiplantae, Streptophyta, Magnoliopsida, Poales, Poaceae.